Suillus subalutaceus is the source of this 2571-nucleotide messenger RNA. RefSeq lists its product as uncharacterized. The record is from RefSeq and is a predicted model, not a curated record. Lineage: Eukaryota; Fungi; Basidiomycota; Agaricomycetes; Boletales; Suillaceae. Bases 1 to 2571 code for a protein of 856 amino acids. The transcript is spliced from 16 exons.
AUGGACUAUCUCCAAAAUGUUCGCAUCACAUUCUGGUCGGAUGCCCGAGGAUCUCCAGAUCCACUUGAUGCUGAGUUCAGGUCUCCGGCAAUGGAUUAUUAUCUAUGGUUGGACCACAGGGCUGGUGGAUUUCAUAACGAGUGUCGUAUGAAGCUGGAGAUGUAUCAUCAGAUAACCUUGAAAUCUAUCAAGAACCGAGAGGGCAAGGAUAUCAUACCACUGCGUCAGUUAUCGUCUAUAUAUAACAUUCAUUGUCUAAUUAGUAGAGAAGUUGAUUGGGGCUCCUAUCACGCAAAUACCUGUCAAGAAUACGAUUUGUGUGGGGCAUUUCAGGGUUCUGUGUACGAGGAGAACAUCCAGCAUCUACUAGAUGCAGUAGAUACUUCCAUGGACGCAGGUCUCAAGGGUCAGAAAUCGGCCAGCUCGGAAGCCAGUCACGACAUUAACACGGAUAGACAACCACCAUUAGAAGUAGAUGUCAUGCAGAGCAAUAUCGAUCGCUCAGUGGAGUCGGUGGAUGACAAUUUGAAUGCAUCUAGUGCUGCGGAAUUCGCCCAAGCCAGUCACGACAUUGACACGGAUAGACAACCGACAUUAGAAGUAGAUGUCACCCACACCAAUAUUAAUCACCCAGUCGGGUCGGUGGAUGAAAAUUUGAAUGCAAUAUCUAGUACUGCUGAUGCAACGGAUGGAGAACAUACAUUUGAUGAAUCUAUUACAAUCUCAGAUACUCUGUCACUGAGUCAGCAUUCAGAGCUGAUCCAAACUGCGACAUCAAAUCGAGGUUGUACUGGUACAGAUGGGGCUAUUGAACCACCAAAAUCUGCUGAACACGUAGAGUCAGGCCUGAGGCCAUUUCCACAUGCAUUCAAGCAGUCAUACUGCAGGCGGGCUAUUAGUACGAUGGGGGUACCGAGUAUCCGUAUUGAUCUUUCCCAGUGGUUUAUUGCAUACAUCGUCGUAAGGAUGCGAGAGAUUCAUGGACUUGACGAAGACACCCCUCUGGACCAUGUCUUGGACUUCGGGUCUGAGAAUCAUGUCACCUGUGCAGAAUACAGCGAGGUGCAUGGAAUGGCAACAUUCAUAAAGAACGUGCAGACCAUUUCGGUCGAACGGCGAACUAUGGCGCAAUUCUUUGAAUGUGCUUCUCGUGGUCUCACCAUGGCCAGGGUGUUUGUUGAUUGUGCAAUUCAAUGUGAUGAAGAGUCCGAGGAUCACAAUAUGAAGCAUCAACGAGAUGCGUUGGCCAUUGCUGUACAAGAUACCGAUUCUCCAUGUUUUCAAUAUUCCAACGAUGUUCCCAACACGGAAUGCGAUGAUAUCAUUAACAAUUCCUCGACAUCGAUAGGUCAUGAUCAGGAUUCCUCGGCGGCAUUCACUUGGGAUGUCGAAACGCCUUGCAUAACUCCUGGUGAUUGGAUGAACCGUUUGACUCCAGGAAGCUCUACAAAGAACAAUAUCGUCAACGAUUCAAGUUCUGACGACCAUAUGGACCUGCGUGGUCGGCUAAGACCUCGGAAGCCCAAGGAGCCCAAACGUCGUGUACAAUUUGCGAAGCAACGCCGUCGUGAAAAUUCACCCUCGGAGCAAGAUGUCAAUCCACGGUCCAGGUCAAAGAGGCGGAAUGCUCCACCAGCCGUGCAUUACACCUUAGAUGACCUGAUCAAGGAGUCACGCAAGGAUCACAAAGAUAUUCAGCCAUGUAUUCACUCCUUUCUUGUCGAUCCCCACCGGGAUGCGUUCAUCGAAAGCAACUUGCCAACUGAAUACGAUCUACUAGUGGAUGUUGCGCGAUUUAUAGCGGGUAGGCUAUCGAAAAAGUCAAUGUCGGAUACCCCCAUGCUUGCAGCACUAUCGCUGAUGAAGAUCGAAUACUGGCUACAAGACGUUGCGGAUGAUUGCAACAAGGCAUUAGAAGCCGGCGAUAUGACAUUAUCACCUUUGGCCCGACAUGUCUUACUCGAACUUUCAAAGCGUGCUUCGACGGAUGCAGUAUCUCUGAGUGAAGCAUUGGAGAUAUACAUAUCGCUACGGGCAUCACACCCUGGCGCAGACAUUGAGUAUGAAUCUGGAUUCAAGGAUGAUGUUUUCAAUGCACAAUGGAUAAUACAGAGAGAUCUAAAUACCCCAUCGACCUACCAUGGAGAGGCACAUCAGUCAAAGGCCGCAGAACUUCAUUAUCGGUUGGUUCAAAAGAUCCAACGUGCGACUGUCACCGCAAACAAACACCUGACACCACAGCCUAACACCCGACGAGAGCAACUGCUCAAGACCCCAACAAGGAGCUACGACAAGACAAACAGGUGGGAAGAGGACGAGAGAAUUAUGGGAGAGAACAAACGGCGCGCAACACAUGAAACGACCGAGAAUGCCUUGUCCGGGCAACAGCUCAGAGCUCCAACAAGGAGCUACGACAAGGCAAACAGGCGCGCAACGCGUGGAAUGACCAAGAAUGUCUCGUACGAGCAACAGCUCAGAGCUCCAACAAGGAGCUACGACAAGACAAACAGGUGGGAAGAGGACGAGAGAGUUGUGGGAGAGAACGAACGUGCGACUGUCACAACAGACUGA